Molecule: messenger RNA, 6569 nt
Organism: Ctenopharyngodon idella (grass carp)
Lineage: Eukaryota; Metazoa; Chordata; Actinopteri; Cypriniformes; Xenocyprididae
Gene: pdpk1a
Product: 3-phosphoinositide dependent protein kinase 1a
Exons: 13
Coding region: 1247-2863 (538 amino acids)
Biological process (GO): intracellular signal transduction; peptidyl-serine phosphorylation
Molecular function (GO): protein serine/threonine kinase activity; ATP binding
Source: RefSeq, a predicted model, not a curated record
GUUAUAUUAAGCCUUAACAGCAGGGGUUCCCUUUAAGAAAUAAUGCAUAGAAUCAAGGCAUUUUCAACAUUUUUUUUUUCUUUUCCGAUAAUUUAUUAUACUCAGAUGUACAAUAUGAAUCGAACAUAGCAGUGGUCUUGGUCUUAUACUGCCUCCUAGAGGCGUGGAUGUAGCAUCAUGUCAAAGCAAAAGUUUACCAAUUGACCCUUCGCAAAGACCCGCCCCCACAGAGUGAAAAAUACAUCUCGGAGCAAAGAGGACACUGACAACACGUCGACAGACAAGACAGCAGGUUACUUCUGAUAUUAAACAAAGUCCUAGUUUUCAAACUGUGUAAUUUUUUAAGAAAUUCGAACAAUAAAAACCGUUUUGUGGCUCUUUAAUGUGUUGUGACAGAUUACUGUAGCGCCUCAGCUCAAGCGGCUUGUGAACCGAUCAUCUCUUCUUACUAGUUAAUUUAUAGUAUCAAAUAAACAUGAAUGAACAUGAGAAGGAAUGUUGUUUCAAACGCGGAAAGACGUCAGUACACACCAUUUUUCAAGUUCAAGUCCACCAAGGUUAAUCUUCUAACUCCUGACUGCUUUGUCGGACAAAAUGGCGGAUUCGGCGUUAUGAUUGGUUAGAUCGCUUGUCAAUCAAACUCCCGGCGAAGGGUCAAUUCCAUAGAAAGGUGCUAUUUACAGUCAGUCAUGAUUUUUUUUUUUAAUUCCUCAAAUGUUAGGGUUCCAUAGCUGGGGUGCUUGCUGAGAUAAAACUAGUAGUAUUCAGCUGGUCAUGUGAUGUCAACAUGUCUGCCCCCAUGAGGCGACCCACUCCAUGUAAAAUAAAACUGGUUUUAUUAGGCUACUGAUCAUCUUCAUCUCAUUUGAGUGAACAUGACUUUUGAAAUUAUUUUUCAAAAGUACUAUUCACCUCUUUAUAUCUUUAUUUAACUUUUUAACAAGUUAAAACACUUUUUAAAUGAUCAGUCACCUCAAUAUUUUCAUUCAGGUACUAUACAUGUGGUUAGCAUGAAAAGUGUGGUUAGACUUAACCAAAAACGAUGUUUUUGUAGCUUCAGUAGGGUAAAUAUUUUGCGUUCUCUGCAGCGUAAACAAAGGCAGGUCUGAGUGAAUGAAUUUGAGUACUCGUAAUCCUGGGUGAAAACAAACACAGCCCUCCCCUCUGCGGAAGCUCUACUGUACUUUAUCAGCUGCUGGUUUACUGCCUCCAAGGUGGUUUUGUUCCUCAUUGCACAUGCACCCGCAUGUCUGAGUCAGUGUCAUGUUUGCUCUGUGUGUGUGUUUUGCUCGUUCAGUACGAUGCUGCUCCCAUCCAGCCUAGCGUGGUGUUGCGUUCCUGUGCUUCUUCAUCAAUGGUAAGGACUCAGCUGAACUCCAACCUUCCUCACUGUCUCAGUAUGGAGGUCCGUGGAGGUGAGGCAAGCGCCCAGCCAAAGACAUCUACCCUCAAGCCUCCACAAUCACGCAAGAAGGAGGAUUUCAGCUUUGGCAAAAUUUUAGGAGAGGGUUCCUUCUCGACGGUUGUGCUUGCAAAAGAACUUGCCACAGGAAAGGAAUAUGCAAUGAAGAUUCUAGAGAAGAAUCACAUCAGGAAAGAGAAUAAAGCACACUAUGUGUUCAGAGAGAAGGAUAUAUUGUCAAGCAUUGAUCAUCCCUUUUUCGUGAAGCUCUACUUCACGUUUCAAGAUUCACAUAAACUUUAUUUCGCACUCAGUUAUGCAAAGAAUGGAGAACUACUUAGAUACAUUCGCAAAAUAGGCUCAUUUGAUGAGACUUGCACAAGAUUCUACACUGCUGAGAUAGUUUGUGCACUUGAGUAUUUGCACUCGAUGGGAAUUAUUCACAGGGACCUUAAGCCAGAGAACAUCCUAUUGAGCGAAGAGAUGCACAUUCAUAUUACGGAUUUCGGGACAGCAAAACAGCUGUCGUCGGACAGCACUCAAACAAGAGCCAAUUCUUUUGUUGGCACUGCACAGUAUGUUUCUCCAGAGCUACUGACGGAAAAAUCAGCCUGCAAAAGUUCGGACCUCUGGGCACUGGGUUGCAUAAUCUAUCAGCUGGUGGCCGGAUUACCUCCGUUUAGAGCUGGGAACGAGUACUUGAUUUUCCAAAAGAUUAUAAAGCUGGAAUAUGAAUUUCCUGAGAAGUUCUUCCCCAAAGCUAAAGAUCUGGUGCAGCGACUGUUGUCUUUGGACCCUAGAAAGCGGCUAGGAUGUGAGGAAAUGGGUGGGUUCAAUCCACUGAAAGGCCACAUGUUCUUUGAGACAAUCUCAUGGGAGAACUUGCCGGUUCAGACCCCACCCAAGCUGACCCCUUACCUACCAGCCAUGGCAGAAGAUGAUGAAGACUACUAUGGCAAUUAUGAAGACCUCCUCAGUCAUUUCAGCAGCCUGCAGGUGGUUCCAUCUAGCUCAUCUCAGAUCGUCCCACUGAGAUCCUGCAGCAAUAUUGAGCAGUACAUCCAUGACCUGGACAGCAACUCCUUUGAGCUGGACCUGCAGUUCUCCAGUGAGGAGAAACGACUUCUGCUGCUGAAGCAAACAAGUGGCAACCCUUGGCACCAGUUUGUUGAAAAUAACUUAAUAUAUAAAAUGGGACCAGUUGACAAAAGAAAGGGACUGUUUGCUCGACGCCGUCAGCUGUUACUGACUGAAGGACCACAUCUAUAUUACGUGGAUCCUGUAAAUAAAGUGCUGAAGGGGGAAAUUCCAUGGUCUCCAGAACUGCGUCCCGAGGCCAAGAAUUUCAAGACGUUUUUUGUCCACACGCCAAACAGGACAUAUUAUCUAAUGGAUCCCAGUGGAAAUGCAGACAAAUGGUGUAAGAAGAUUCAAGAGGUCUGGGGAACAGUUUAUCACUAACAUCAGACUACUGGCAUGACGGGGCAUCAGAGGACUACUGAAGUCAAGGCAAGUCUAAGAGGUCUGAGCCCUGCACCAUUCAACUACCAAACAGGAAGUUCUGUUCAUUUAUGGGACUAGUGCAUCAAUAUUCCUUCUUCAAGAGAAAAUAUGUUUUGCUUGCAGUGUUUUUGUCAUGUUCAGCAGAUGUAACAUAAAAUCAAAGAUCAGUAAAACUCAGCAAAUCUGCAACUUGUACACUAUACAUGUGUAUAUACAUAGAAAAAUAUCCUCAGAAGCUUGGGGGAAAAAAACACUCAUAAUCUGUUGCUUUUUAAAAUAAUAAGAGAGUUUUAGGAUAGCUAUAGAGGACACUUAAAUGAUCCUACAGGUCAAGUAAAUAUUAAAUUGAUACACAAAUCGUUAAUAUAUUUAUAUUUAUUCUCUCAGUCAUCUUGUUCACAUGUGUAUCAUAUUAAAUGAAAUUAUUAUCAUCAGAAGAAGAAUCACUGUUGAGCCGUUAUAUAUUUAGUAUGAAAUGGCAAUGGAUUUUUGUGGGUUCAUGUGUGAAACUUGCACCUGGUUCCUUAAAUCUGCUGUUUAUAUUUGUUUUUAUAUUAUAUUUUAUUUAUAAACAUUGGUUUAGAUUGAAAAUAAGUACUUGAUAAGGUACGCUACACAGUAUACACUGCAAGUGAGUGGCACAAUGUGUUGCAACAAAAGUGGAUGGCUGUCGACAGUCACGUUGUGUCGUACCAUGUCCGUCUCUUGCAAUGUAGAUAUGGUGUAAUAACUACGGGAAUUGAGCUGUGCAAAUGUAAAUAAGGGCCGUGUUUGGGGAUGCAGUUUUUGACCGCUUUAUUGUACAUUGAAAAGGAUAGUGGUCCAGCACAGGCUAACGAAAAUGCUGUAACCAAGUGAGAUUCAAGCACAGAAGUGUGUUUUUCCUCUUCUGUUGCAUUUCCUCCUUGCAUUUUUUAUGAGGAUUUGUUCAACUGUGUAUUUAUAAUUCGACUGGGUUUGUCACCGAAUAUAACUGUGAUGUACAGAUGAUGUAUUAUUCAGAAAGUAACACAGUGUUACUGGAUUUGCACCUUGUAUAAUUUUAUUCUUAUAUAAGAUUAUUUGCUGGCAAUGGCGCAGCCUGUAGUACCUUGUAUUAUUUAAAUUCUAAUAUUCAGGGGCCAUGUGUUGUAAAUAUUGAAUAUUGCCUUUGAAUGUGAAUGAUUGCAGUAAUACUUUGCAAGAUUUUUAUGUGUCCUAAUCAGGUCACUUCAAUUAUAUAAGAUCCAAUGUUUAUGCCCUUUGGUUUCUGCGUACAUUUAUGGAAGCUUGAUUCCGCCAGGGAAUAAUAAAAUAAAAAAGGUAAUUGCAACUUUUUAUCUCACAAUUCUGACUUUUUUUCCUCACAAUUGUGAGAUAGAAACUCAUAAUUGUGAGUUCUGAAGUCUGAAUUGCAGGAUAUUAACUUGAGUUAUAUCUCGCAAUUCUGACAUAAACUCGUAAUUGCGAGUUAUAAAGUCCAAGUUGUAAGAUAUAAACUCGCAAUUCUGAAUUUAUAUCUGGCUAUUCUGACUUAACUCGUAAUUGUGAGGAAAAAUUACUUAAAUCGCAAUUGCAAGUUUAUAUCUCGCAAUUCUGACUUUAUAACUUACAAUUGAACGUUUAUAUCGCAAUUCUGACAUAAACUCAUAAUUGCUAGUUAUAAAGUCACAAUUCUGACUUUAUAACUCCCAGUUGAGAGUUUAUAAAUUGCUAUUCUGAUUUAACUCCUAAUUGUGAGAAAAAAUUACCUAAAUCGCAGUUGUACGUUUAUCUUGCAAUUCUGACUUUGUAACUUACAAUUUAACGUUUAUAGUGCAAUUCUGACUUAACUUGUAAUUGCGAGUUUAUAUCUUGCUAUUCUGAUUUAACUCAUAAUUGUGAGAAAAAAUGACUUAAAUCGCAAUUGCGAGUUUAUAUCUUUAAAUUCUGACUUGUAAUUGCGAGUUUAUAUCUCACAGUUGCGAGAAAAAAAUGACUUAACUCGCAAUUGCGAGUUUAUCUUGCAAUUCUGACUUUAUAACUUACAAUUGAACGUUUAUAGCGCAAUUCUGACUUGUAAUUGCGAAUUUAUGGUUUGCUAUUCUGACUUAACUCGUAAUUGUGAGGAAAAAUGACUUAAAUCACAAUUGCAAGUUUAUAUCUCGCAGUUCUGACUAUAAUUCGCAGUUGCGAGUUUAUAUCUUGCUAUUCUGACUUAACUCGUAAUUGUGAGGAAAAAUGACUGAAAUCACAUUUGCGAGUUCAUAGCUUGAAAUUCUGACUUAACUCGCAAUUGCAAGUUUAUCCCCCGGUUUCACAGACAAGGCUUAAGCUAGUCCUAGACUAAAAUGCAUGUUUGAGCUGUUUUAACUGAACGUAACUUGUACUGACAUAUCUUAAAAUAUGUCAGUGCCAUUGUUUUGUCUCAGGAUGCACACCAGUAAUGUUUUUUUCUAGUGAAAGUUUAUAAAAGGUACUUAAAUGCCCUAAUUGAACUAAGGCCUAAUCCUGGUUUAGGCUAAGCUCUGUCUGUGAAACCGGGCCUAUAUCUCUCAAUUCUGACUUAAUUUGUAAUUGCGAGGAAAAAUGACUUAAAUCACAAUUGCCAAGUUUAUAUCUCGCGAUUCUGACUUUAUAACUCGCAGUUGCGAGUUUAUAUCUUGCUAUUCUGAUUUAACUUGUAAUUGUGAGAAAAAUGACUGAAAUCACAUUUGGAGGUUAUAUCUUGCAAUUCUUACUUUAUAAUUCACAAUUGCAAGUUUUUAUCGCAAUUCUGACUUAACUUGCAAUUGUGAGGAAAAAUGACUUAAAUCGCAAUUGCAAGUUUAUAUCUCGCGAUUCUGACUUUAUAACUCGCAAUUGCAAGUUUGUAUCUCUCAAUUCUGACUUAACUUGUAAAUGCGAAUUUAUAUCUCACAGUUGCGAGAAAAAAAAAUUACUUAACUCACAAAUGCAAAUUUGUAUCUUGCAAUUCGGAGAAAAAAGUCAGAAAUGUGAAAUAAAAAGUCACAAUUUCCUCUUUUAUUUUUUUUAAUUCCGUGACGGAAACAAGCUUCCAUAAACCUUUAAUGAUACUGAAGAAUGUUGAGGAGAAAAUUGUUAAGUCUCAUAAUAAAAGUAUAUAUGAAGAGUAACAUCUAUCUGCUUCUGUUUCUGACAGACUGUUGGUAGCAUGUGCAAGACAGCAGUGCUAAGACAACAGCUCCCAGUAGACUUUCCCUGUCUUUUACAGUUGGGUCUCUCAUGCAUGCUGGCUGUUUACAUUUCUCAACAUCUUGCAGAGCUGAAAUGAGGUCACACUGAAUGAACUCGCUAUUCAGCUUUCCAGGUCUUAGGUAAACAUAUACAGUAAGAGAAUGCCCACAAGGCUUGAAAAACAUCAGCUAUGAGAAACACAUCUCACUUAGCAAUAGAAGGACCAUCAAGUGAUGAUAAAUGCCUGCUAUUUACUGUACUGUCUUUUGUAUGAUCAGUCUUCACAUGGCUCUCUCAAAUAAUCUUCAUUCUAUACUCGUUGCACAUGAGAACACAAUCGCGCACCACUGAAGUAGAUAAAUGAUAAUCUGAUUAAACCAUAGAAAUAUGAACUGAAUCACUACUUAACUAAGCCAUUGAAAUAUGAACUUUAUUUGUGUUUGUCUGACUGAACCAUUCAAAUAUGAACUGUUUUACUUGUUUAUCUGAUUAAACUAUGGAAAUAUUA